UCUUUCAACAUUGAAGUUGCUGUUUAGUGGAUAGGUGAGUGCGCUGGAUCUUGUGUUUUGUAUUAUUUGGCCCCCAGCAGCACCCCCAUUUUGCAUGUUCAGGUGAGUGCGGCCAACCCCCCCUUGUUUCAUUUAUAUAUAUUUGGGAGUCUGGCCAACUCUUUGGUUUUGCACCCCUCCCUGUCACAGGUGCCUCAUCCCAGGGCGCUAUUUAGCCUUGUACUGCAGAGAGCCCCAGAUGGAAUUUUUUUUCCCCCUCAAGUAAGUGGGUUAAUCUCAUAAGAGCAGACAUUAGGCUGUUAGUGUAGGACCUGCCAAAGAUGGGGUACAUUGACGUUGUGGCAGGCUUAUGCAAUGUAUGAUCAUAUAAUGUAACUAAACCCCCAUUAUUUUUGCCUAGAUUAGGUGUUUUUAAAAAAAAAAAAAAACGAAUAAAAUCUUUCAACAUUGAAGUUGCUGAGAAACAUGGGUGACUUAAAGGAGGGACAUAGCAUCCAGUUUGAAUCGGUCUUGACGUGUCUCUGGAACAAUAGGAAAACGACCUAUUGGGAAAACCAUAAGACAGGAAAUGGAGGGACGGUGAAAGGCAUAGUCUAAAGCAUUCAUUCCAUUUAAUACAUAUAAGGGAGACAUACAGGCACUCAGAACAACACAGCAUAUAGCAGAUCAAAGGCCAUUGGUCCUGAGGAUUCUAUUAAAAAUACAACAAGUGUCAGGGCCCCUCCCACACAGGGACAACAGACCCUUUUAGGGUUGGUGCCAGUCCCAUAGUCUGUGAGUAGGAGGCUGACCUUUACGCCUUUCCAGAAGGCCCUGAUACAGGGCUUCCGUCACAGCCAUAUUCUUUUAAGCCCACAGCAUCCCAAUACGGUUUGUCCUACACCAACUAUGCCAUGGGAGAGAAACCGUUUAACUUCCUAAGUGUCUCCUGGAGUGGAGGGGUAGGGUGUAUAUAUUAAAAAGUAAAUGGGGGUUCGCACUCUGGUCUGCUCACUGUUGAGUACGUCAUUAAAUGGGAGCAUAUGGCACAGUGGGUACUAUCAGCAGGGGCUAUGUUGCUGGUUUACCAAGUCAGCCAUCUGUCCUUUGAGUGGUUUAAAAAGAUCUAGCAAGGUCCAUAUUUAUCUAGUGACCCUGUAAGGAGGUGCUCCAUGUGGGAGGUUACAAACCAUUAACGUCCACCCGCUAAUUGCAGAUGUUCAUGUAUGUUUUCCAGAUGGAUUUUCCUUGUCCUCUUUUUCCUGAAUUUUACAAUGAGGGUCCCAGCAAUGGAGUAAUAAUUAGUGGUCCUCCUGUACAGGGAUGGGGGGAGCUUGGCAAGGUGCAUCAGUCCACUGUGGACCCUCCAGAGGUAAGCCUCUAGCAGAUUUUGUCUACUUGGGUCAGUUUGCUCAGGUUUGUCUAUAGACUGACAAUCUGUUUAUACUUUGGAUGUGCACUAGUUGUGCCGCAUUGUAUGACUGUGCCUGGCGCCUGCUGGCUGUAAUAUACCUUAUGACAUCUGUGGGUGCUGGCUGGUGUCAGGGUGGGUGUCAUGCUCUGUUUUUGUCUCCCCCAGGCUGGUUGCAGCUUUAUUCCAUUUUGUAGCAGAACUGCAGAAAAAUGGGUUACUGUGGAACCCACCCCUCUCCCCUUCCUGGAGCCCAAUACCGGUAGGAUGAAUGGCUUAAAUCCUGUUCUGUGUCAGUACGUGUUUAAAAGCCCUGUGGAGGGAACACAUCUGUGGCUGCCUUUCCAACUUUGGGGAUUGCUCUGUGGGCUGAGGGGACGGGUCUGUUGGUGUUUUGCUGUGGUAGAGGGAUCAUUCUCUGGGUACUCAGAGUGGGGGCACAUGGCUUUGUUUGCAGUUUUUAGGGUUGAGUACUCCACCACUUGGCAGUGCAUGGUGAGGAGGGCAGUUCACUGGGGUGGGUACUCAUCCAAGUAGAAUUUGAUGGGGGGGGGGGGGGGCACUCUGCCAGCUGGGGGUAUGUGGCUUGGUGGAGCAGUUUUCUGGGGUGGAUACUCUGCUAUCUGGUGGUAUGUGGCUUGGUGGGCAAUGGACUGACCAUUUUUGGCAUAAUGUUAUGUUUAUACAGGCUGCGGAUUUUCUCCAGUGACAGAAAGGGACCUGUUUAUUCCACACAAACGGACUCUCUGUGAAGAUGUCAAGCUCAGGGAUGCAGCAAAAAAAAUGAAUUUCAGCAAACAGGUUAGAGACCCACAACAGAUUCUUGCAUACCCUGUGUCUUUGGAUCUAACCGACCGCUCCGCCGAUAGACUCAUGACCUGCCUGAGCAAAGCUAACCAAUAGCAGUAUGGACUUGGGAUAGCAACCAAUUACACUAGGAAUGCUGGGAGUCAAUCCGCAAAUCCAGGCUCUGAUUGUUUUUUAUUAAUCUUGGGUUAGGUUAUGGGCAGGAGAAGAGGGUGCAGGGAUUGGCCAGUUGUUUCCUGUGUUAAGGGCUCAGAGGAGGGUGCAUGGAUUGGCCAGUUGUGUUCAAGGUUAUGGGCAGGAGAGGAGGGUGCAGGGAUUGGCUAGUUGUGUCCUAGGUUAUGGCAGGAGAGGAGGGUGCAAGGAUUGGCCAGUCGUGUCCUGGGUUAGGUUUUGGCAGAAGAAGAGGGUGCAGGGAUUGGCCAAUUGUGUUGUGGGUUUUGGCAAGAGAGGAGCGUGCAGGGAUUGGCCAGGUAUGUCCUGGGUUAUGACAAAAGAGGAGGAUGCAGGGAUUGGCCAGUUGUGUCCUGGGUUAUGGGCAGAAGAUAUAUAUAUAUAUAUAUAGUGUAUAGAGUGUGAUAUUCCAGUCGUGUCCUGGGUUAGGUUUUGGCAAGAGAGGAGGGUGCAGGGAUUGGCUAGUCAUGUCCUGGGUUAUGACAAAAGAGAAGGGUGCAGGGAUUGGCCAGUUGUCUCCUGGGUUAUGGGCAGAAGAGGAGGGUGCAGGGAUUUUCCAGUCGUGUCCUGGGUUAGGUUAUAGCAGGAGAGGAGGGUACAGGGAUUGGCCAGUCGUGUCCUGGGUUAGGUUAUGGCAGGAGAGGAGGGUACAGGGAUUGGCCAGUCGUGUCCUGGGUUAGGUUAUGGCAGGAGAGGAGGGUACAGGGAUUGGCAAGUCGUGUCCUGGGUUAGGUUUUGGCAGGAAAGGAUCGUGCAGGGAUUGGCCAGACGUGUCCUGGGUUAUGGCAGUAAAGGAAGGUCCUGGGUUCACAUUAUGGGCAGUUUCCUGAAAUUGUUAUAAAACUGCUCCCUUCUUGAAGGCUUUAUAGCAAAAACAGACAUUCUGUUAAAUUAUUUCCUGCUUUUUAAAAGCUAUAAAGAAGGUAAAAAAUUAAAAUAGAAAUGUAUUCUUAUGUUCAACCCAUAAUGUGAAGCUGAGAUUGAGAAUCAGAGGCCCAUAAAAAUUUAAUUUGCAGAUACCUUAUGAAUUAUUUUAUGUGUACAUGGGAGAGCCUAUUUUACUUUAGCAUUUUGAAAAUUAUUUAUUCCUUCUUGCAAAAAAGAAAAACUUUUAGCUGUAAGCCAGUUUACAUUAUUCUUGUGAAAUGUAUCUACACAGCAGCGGUUUCUGGGAUUUGUAGUUCAGUUGUCAGAUUUCCCAGAAAUCUUUGCUGUGCUUCCUGAUUUAUGACUGUUUUAUGAGAUAGCCGACGCAGACUUAGAGGGAGGGGCUGAAAGGGAAUGCUGACAUCAGGUACAGGAACCAACAUGGCUGAAGGAUUUCAGAAUGGGAGAGGUGGGUCAAAGGAGGGCAGGGUUACAACUGCAAACAUAAAAUCAAAUAUUUAGGCAAAAACGCCAAAAUGAAUAUCACUUGUUGAUGGAAUGUCCACAGUUAGUCUGUACAGGGAGCAGCUAUUUGGUGAAUGUCCAUUUGAUCUGCAGAUUGGAAGGCUAUGUGUAGCUAUUGCAAGUUAGAGAGUUCUCUGGUUAGUACAUUUUUGAGCAGGGUCCUCAUCAACCUAUUGUUCCUGUAACAUGUUGUAAUUUUCCCAUUUGCUGUUAAUUUUCCCACUUUAAAAAAUUGUAAAGCCCUGCAGAAUACGUUGGUGCAAUAUAUUAUGAUAAAAUGAAAGGUUAAAGGAACACUGCACUGGCAUCUUUGCUGGGUGCUGUAGGGAUGGUUUUAGUGGUUUGAGACUAUUGCAUAUUGAGUCUAUUAAUCUGUCUCCACUUCCUUUUUCCUGUAUUAGCUGCACCAGUUCACAUGGGAUCACAGCGACACUGCAUUCCAUGCGAUGGGCAGGCUUCUGGAACCACACUGCUACUUCGGGGACAAAUGCAUUCGCGUGAGUCUGCCCCAGGGAGGAUCAGCCAUUCAACAGGAACUGGGUGUUUUAAGCCGUCCAUCAAGUUAGAGAGGGUUUGGGGACUAGUCACAUGAGACAGCCACUGAAAUAUCUCCAGCUUGUCACCGGAGGCCAGUAAUUGGGAAUGGCUGCGACUGUAAUGUAAUAUUACAUAUAUAUUUAUUAUUUACUAUAACUGUGGAGCACGUUACUGUAGAAUAAAUGGAAUAAUGCCACAAUUUUUUUAUACAUAGGUGGUGUAGAUGUUUGGGCACAUUGUAGAAGGGUUAUGUGUAAACGUUGCCCUUGCUGUAUUUGUUUCCAGAAGGACAGAGCAAGCCGUUUGAGGAUGACCAGUCUGCUGCAGUCUCUGAGAACCAUUCCACACCAAGAGUGAGAGUCCGGCUCUUCUUCCACUUCCCCUGUACCCACUUCACCCUGGCUCACUUGGAGCAUGACUCCCCCAGGUUUCUUUGUUCUCACUCAAAUGGCUAAUCCUAGUACCAUGUGCUGCAGCAUGUUUCCAUUAUGUUCUGUUAACGGGUUGCAUCUUUUAGUUACAGCAUUUUUGUUGUUGUUGUUAUUGGUAGCAGCCGGACAUAUGUCCUGUUCUGAUCAUGAUUCAUGGGAGUUGUACUUGUGAGUGGCAGUAACUCUCCCUAAUUUUGGACAGACUGGGAUUUGUAUGUUCUAGCGUCAUGAAUUUCGAGGUCCCACAAUGUCAGCCCAUCUGUGCAUUAUGGAGAUUAAUACAUAGAACAUAUUGUAAGGAAGUUGUGACUGGUCCCUUUAACAAUACCACUUAACCAUAAACAACACGUGCUGGGAAGCGCGUUUUCACCAAUAAGACACAACUCUUUAAAUGGUGGAGAAUGGCAGUGGAACGAAAAUUAACAGUGUGCCAGACAGUCCUGCAUGCAUUGGUCAUAAUGUGCAAAUAAAUAAAAUAAUCAGAAAUAGGAAAAAAGAAGGAAGGGGUUAUGGAGUGGAAUAAACCACCACCACUGCCCUGGAGAAGGUUACAGGAGGGUAUAGGGGGCUUGACCCCAGAAAAUGACAACAAUUUACAUUAGGAGGUAUUAUUACUGAAUGGGUUGGAUUUUCCACCUACUUUUUGUGAGUGGAUCCUCUACCCCAUUUUCUUUGUUCUCAUUGUUGAAAUAAAAUAAUCACUUGGGUAAACAUUAAAGUGACACUAUAGUCACCAAAACAACCUUUAUAAUAUCUGCAAUCUAUGUCGUAGCCAUGGGAGGAAAUUCCAAGUAAUUCGGAAAUACACCACAUAAACAUAUUGUCAAUUUCUGAGCGGAUUGAACAAUAACAACAUGUACAUAUUCUGUGUAAUCCUGUGUAGAUAGUCCUUGUUCUCAGGUGGUACCGCGAGUCUACAGCAAUCUGUACAAUGAUAUAGGUAAAACAUAUCAAACAUACACAACAAUAACUCGGAGAGAAAAUGAUCCAUUCAGAGGUUUCGAGACUCCAGGGCUAUAACAUUCUAAGCAGGUAUACAAAUUAUAUCCAAAGCUAAAUAGUGCCAUAGAUCAUUGCACGUGGACUUGAUUGAGCUGAUCCUAAGAACUAGAAACCACUUGGACCAGAUUGUCUUAUUUUUUAAUGCUGCCAUUAUUGAAGUAUAUACUUUUUUCCAUUAUCCCUUGAUAGUUUAUUUGAGUUUUAAUGUCAGCUAAGCUCAGGAUGCCUUCUUUUUUCAUGGCCAUCAGGAUGUGGAUUUUUGUAAUGAACCAGUUUUUGUGUAUAGAUCUUGCCCCAGUAGUCUAACUGGUCAAUUAUCUUCCAUUUAGGAGUUAAAUCACUUUUGUUUCUGUCAAUACAACCCUAGCCACCCCUCCCCUGGCUGUGACUAGUAAUAGUUUUAUUUUAAAUCAGAUGUUAACUUGAUUUAACUAUUUUUUGUCAUCUGCUCUUAAAAUUGAACUUGAAAUUCUAAACUAAACAGAAUGUACAAAUGACCCAUAGGAAGCGGCGGUGGAGGAGGAGGAGGUAGCCAACACUGUUUUUUUUUUUUAUAUAUAUAUAUAUAUAUAUAUAUAUAUAUAAAAAAAAUUUUUUUAAUUGGGGUAGCCCCCAAAAUAUUGGGACAUAUAAAAAAAGAAACAUUUGCAGCCUGCGGUGAAUUUCUUGCAGUCCUGAUGCAUGGAGAAAUGCUCAACUUCUGAUGCAUGGAGAAAAGGCCUUCACAAGGCUCUGCUAAUGUGUACCUAUUUUAUACUAAGUGACCCAUAGGUUGAGGAGGCGGUGACCGUGGCGGUGUAGGUGGAAGUGGUGGUGGAGGAGGAGGUUGAUGUAGCCAACACUGUUUUUAUUUGUUUGGGGGUUUUUUUGCUUUUGUUUUUUGAAUUGUGGAAGCCCCCAAAAUAUUGGGACAUACAAAAAAAGAAAACAAAGAAUAAGUGCACUUGAGUAUAACAAUGGCUGGGUGAGGCCGGUAUAAAUGUCUAUUCUGCACAAGGUACAGACAAGUCUGGUGGGAUCCAUGCCUGGUUCAUUUUAAUAAACAUGAGCUUGUCCACGUUGGCUGUGGACAGGCGGCUGUGCUUGUCUGUGAUAACACCCCCUGCCGUGCUAAACACACGUUCAGACAAUACACUGAGUGCAGGGCAGGCCAGCACCUCCAAGGCAUAAAGGGCAAGCUCAGGCCAUGUGCCCAAUUUGGAGACCCAGAAGUUGAAUGGGGCAGACCCAUCAGUCAGUGCGUAUAAGUGUGUGCACACGUACUGUUCCACCAUGUUGCUGAAAUGCUGCCUCCUGCUAAGACGUUCCAUAUCAGAAGGUGGUGCUGGUUGUUCGGGGGUGCUGACAAAGCUGUUCCACAUUUCGGCCAUGCUAACCCUGCCUUCUGAGGUGCUGGUGGUGCCCCAGCUGCAUUGGCAAUAUCUUCUUCCUCCUCUGCCUUUGCCUUGUGCUUCCACUGAGCCCCUGGUGUCAGUUGGGAAUGCCCUCAGCAGCGCGUCUACCAGCGUGCACUUGCAGUCGCGCAUCUUCCGAUCACGCUCCAGUGAGGGAAUUAAGGACGGAACGUUGUCCUUGUAACAGGGAUCCAGCAGGGUGGCCACCCAGUAAUCAGCACAAGUUAGAAUGUGGGCAACUCGGCAGUUGUGGCGCAGGCACUGCAGCAUGUAGUCGCUCAUGUGUGCCAGGCUGCCCAGAGGCAAGGACAAGCUGUCCUCUGUGGGAGGUGUAUUGUCUGGGUCCUCCGUAUUCCCCCAGCCACGCUCCAGUGAUGCCCACGAGCUGCAUUGGGUGCCACCCUGCUGUGAACACUGUUCCUCCUCAUCCUCCAGCACUGUGCCCUGGCUGGACAAUUGUGUACCUGGCCUAUGCUGGUGCAGGAACCCACCCUCCAAGCCACUUGUGAAUGACUGAUAACCGUGGAUAUGACCCCUCCUCCCCUUCCUCCUGUGCCACAUCCUCUUCCAUCAUCGCCUGCAGCGUUUUUUCAAGGAGACAUAGAAGCGGGAUAGUAAGGCUGAGAACUGCGUCAUCGGCACUGGCCAUGUUGUUGGAGUACUCUAAACAGUGCAAAAUGGUACACAGGUCUCGCAUGGAGGCCCACUCAUUGGUGGCGCAUGUGCUGAAUUUGGUGCAAAAAUCUGCUACGAGAUUUCGCCCAUUAUCGCACACUACCAGGCCGGGCUUGAGGCUCAGUGGCAACAAUCACUCAUUGGUCUGUUGUUCCAUGCCCGUCCACAGCUCCUGCGCGGUAUGGGGUUUUCCCCCCAAACAUGAGAAUUUUAAAACAGCCUGCUGUCAUUUCCCCCUGGCUGUGCUGAAGUUGGUGGUGAAUGUGUUACGCUGCCCGGAUGAGGUGGUGGUGAAGGAGGCGACAGGAGGCAAAGAGAAAUGCCCUGCAAUCCUCAGUGGCGGAAGGACAUGCGCCAGACUGCUAUCCGCAUCAUGCCCAGCCGCCACUACAUUUGCCCAGUGUGCAGUUAGGAAGAUAUAGCGUCCCUGCCUGUGAUUACUGGUCCACGUAUCUGUGGACCUUGCCACUGAUGGAGUUGCGCAGUGCACACCUGAUUUUGUCCACUAAUUGGUUGUGCAGGGAAGGGAUGGCUCGCCUGGAGAAGUAGUGGCGGCUGGGAACCACGUACAGUGGGACAGCCACUGCCAUCAGGUUUUUAAAACUGUCAGUCUCCCCCAGACGAAAUGACAGAAUUUAAAAGGCCACAAAUUUUGAAAUGCUGGCAUUCAGGGCCAGAGAUCGCGUGUGGGUAGGGGCGUACUUCCUCUUUCUCUCCAGUGUUUGAGAGAUGGACAGCUGAAUGCUUCCAUGCGACAGUGUGGAGAUGCUUGGGGACGGUGGCGGACAUGAUGGCAUUGCUGCCACAUCCUCUGUUUGCUUCACUCCAGAGGUGGAGGAAGAGACUGAGACAGCAGCAGAAGAGGAAGCAGGAGGAGCCUGAGACCUUUCUUGGUUUUUGAUGUGCUUACCCCACUGCAGCUCGUGCUUUGCAUGUAGAUACCUGGUGCUCAGGUUUAGCGCGUUUAUGCCUCACUUCAGGCCCUGAUUGCACAGUGUGCAAACCACUCGUGUUUUGUCGUCAGCACAUUGUCUGAAGAACUGCCACGCCAGGGAACUUCUUGGAGCUGGCUUUGGUGUGCUCGGUCACUGUGUGCGGUGGGCAGUAACAGACGUACCGUCUAGGGGACGGCCGCUCCGCUUUUGCACCCUGCUCCCUCUUAUGCUGUGCUGGUGCCUCUGUGCGACCAGCGCCUCUUCCUCCAAACUGCAUAGGUCACUCUCAUGACCUUCAUUUCAUGUGGUGUUUAGGACCUCAUCAUCCUCCACAUUAUCUUCCACCCACUCCUCAACCUUGCCCUCCUUGCUGGUCUGCACACUGCCGAAAGCCACAGCAGUUGGCACCUGUGUUUCGUCAUCAUCAGAGACGUGCUGCGGUGGUCCUUGCAUGUCCACAUCCUCACACAUAAGUGGUUGUGCAUCAGUGCACUCAAUCCCUUCCACUUCUGGGGCAGGGUUGGUGGAUGGCCCAUGGAAACCCCACCAGCAGAGUCAUCAAAAAGCAUAAGAGACUGCUGCAUGACUUGUUGCUCAGAAUGCUUGGGUGAUUUGCAACGGGGUGAGGUGAUAGACAGAUGGCCAUGGGCUACAGGUGCAAACUCUGAGCUUUCAGCAGGGCACCAGGUGGGAGACAAUGUGCUGGAACUGGAGGCACUGUCAGCCAUCCAAUCUACUAUCGCCUGUACUUGUUCUGGCCUCACCAUUCGUAGAGCGGUAUUUGGGCCUACCAAAUAACGCUGAAGGUUCUGUUGCCUACUCACACCUGAGGAAGGUGUUUCACUUGUGCGUGUAGCUGGCACAGAUCGACCACGUCCUCUCCUUGCAACAGGGAUUCCACCAACACCAGAAGCACCACGACCAAAGCCACGUCCCUUAUUUGACACUAUCCUCAUUCUUGGCGUUCACCGACCAAACUAACAGAUGGUUUAUGUCAGGCGACAAUGUAAUGCCAACAGCCAACAUUUUUUUUUUUGCACUGCAAGAAAUGCAUCGCAGGCCGCAAAUGUACUAUUUAGCACACAAAAAAAUAGAAUUUUUGCAAGUGCGCUGUAAGCAAACUAUUAGACGCUUCUAUUUGACUCUCAGAUAUGAAGUGCAGUCCGCAAAUGUACUAUUUAGCAGAUUAGCACCCAGAAAAUUUAAAUUUUUACAAGUGCGCUGUAAGCACACUUAGACGAUUCUAUUUGACUCUCAGAUAUAAAGUGCACCCCAUUAAAAUACUAUUUAGCAGUUUAGGACCCAAAACAUUGUAAGUUUUAAAACUGCAAUGUGACAGCAGUAUUUGACGCUUCUAUUUGACUCUCAGAUAUGAAGUGCACCCCACUAAUGUACUACCCCACUAAUGUACUAUUUAGCACCCCAAAAAAAUUACUUUUUAAAACUCUGAUGUAACCGCGGUAUUUGAAGCUUCUAUUUGACUCUCAGAUAUGAAGUGCACCCCACCCUACUAAUGUACUAGUUUGCAGAAUUCUUUCCUCAGCCGCAGCAUCCUCUCACUACACUAAUAAGACCGCAUGUGCGUGCGGCGCUACGCGACUCCAGCUUAUAUAUAGCUUAUAUAUAGAGGCUGGGUCACAUGCUGCACUGGCCAAUCGCAGCCAUGCCAUUAGUAGGCAUGGCUAUGAUGGCUUCUAAGGGCACACGAGUCAAACGCUUGUUGAUUGGCUGCCCUGCAUUAAAUCGACGAACACCGAACUCCAACCCGAACAUACAGUGAUAUGUCCGUGUUCGGGUCCGGGAUCAAAAAAACGUAAUGUUCGGUACGCAUCCGAACUUUACAGUCCGGGUUCGCUCAACUCUAGCUGAGAGCUGUCAAUAUGUAACUGGGCCAGGGUACUUCUCACGUCAUCAGCACUCCAGCAGGCUGUUAUUGUACUAACCCUGCUGACAUAACGGUCAGAUACUGUAAGUGUGUGUCUAUUGAAACCAACCGGCCUAUAAGUGUGCAUGGAGCCUAUAUAUAUAUAUAUAUAUAUAUAUAUAUAUAUAUAUAUAUAUAUAUAUAUAUAUAUAUAUAUAUAUAUAUAUAUUAGAUUUUUUUUUAAUUGAUAGGGAGGGACAUGUUAAUUAGGUAAUAAAAGUUCUAAACUUGUUAGGACCGGUCAGGACAGGUUGUCAUUUAGCAAGUGAGAACAAAUUAAUUUGUGUACCUCAACAUGUUCAAUCCCCUGAUGUCCCCUCCCCCCACAAUCCCUCUCCUUAUCACUUUCCAUGUCCUCUCCCAGAAUCCCUCUCCUUAUCACUUUCCAUGUCCCCUCCUCCCACAAUUCCUCUCCUUAUUACUUUCCAUGUCCCCUCCCAGAAUCCCUCUCCUUAUUACUUUCCAUGUCCCCUCCUCUCAGAAUCCCUCUACUUAUCACUGUCCAUGUCCCCGCCCAGAAUCCCUCUACUUAUCACUUUCCAUGUCCCCUCCCACACUUCCUUUACUUAUCACUUUCCAUGUCGUCUUCCCCCAGAAUCCCUCUCCUUAUCACUUUCCAUGUUCCCUCCUCCCACAAUUCCUCUCCUUAUCACUGUCUAUGUCCCCUCCUCCCAGAAUCCCUCUCCUUUCCUUAUCACUUUCCAUGUCCGCUCCGCCCAGAAUCCCUCUACUUAUCACUUUCCAUGUCCCCUCCUCCCACAAUCCCUCUUCUUAUCACUUUCCAUGUGUCCCCCAGAAUCCCUCUCCUUAUCACUUUCCAUGUCCCCUUCCCCAGAAUCCCUCUCCUUAUCACUUUCCAUGUCCCCUCCUCCCACAUUUCUCUCCUUUCCACUCACAUUAAUGUCCCCUCCCACACUUCCUUUCCUUAUCACUUUCCAUGUCGUCUUCCCCCAGAAUCCCUUUCCUGAUCACUUUCCAUGUCCCCUCCGCCCACAAUCCCUCUUCUUAUCACUUUCCAUGUCGUCUUCCCCCAGAAUCCCUCUCCUUAUCACUUUCCAUGUCGCCUCCUCCCACAAUUCCUCUCCUUAUCACUUUCCAUGUCCCCUCCUCCCAGAAUCCCUUUCCUUAUCACUUUCCAUGUCCCCUCAUCCCAGAAUCCCUCUCCUUAUCACUUUCCAUGUCCCCUCCUCCCAGAAUCCCUCUCCUUAUCACUUUCCAUGUCCCUCCUCCCAGAAUCCCUCUCCUUAUCACUUUCCAUGUCCCUCUCCCACUUUCCAUGUCUCCUUCUCCCUCCCUCUCCUUAUCACUUUCCAUGUCGUCUUCCCCCAGAAACCCUCUCCUUAUCACUUUCCAUGUCGCCUCCUCCCACAAUUCCUCUCCUUAUCACUGUCUAUGUUCCCUCCUCCCAGAAUCCCUCUACUUAUCACUUUCCAUGUCCCCUCCCACACUUCCUUUCCUUAUCACUUUCCAUGUCGUCUUCCCCCAGAAUCCCUCUCAUUAUCACUUUCCAUGUCCCCUCCUCCCACAAUUCCUCUCCUUAUCACUGUCUAUGUCCCCUCCUCCCAGAAUCCCUCUCCUUUCCUUAUCACUUUCCAUGUCCCCUCCCACACUUCCUUUCCUUAUCACUUUCCAUGUCGUCUUCCCCCAGAAUCCCUUUCCUGAUCACUUUCCAUGUCCCCUCCGCCCACAAUCCCUCUUCUUAUCACUUUCCAUGUCGUCUUCCCCCAGAAUCCCUCUCCUUAUCACUUUCCAUGUCGCCUCCUCCCACAAUUCCUCUCCUUAUCACUUUCCAUGUCCCCUCCUCCCAGAAUCCCUUUCCUUAUCACUUUCCAUGUCCCCUCCUCCCAGAAUCCCUUUCCUGAACACUUUCCAUGUCCCCUCCUCCCAGAAUCCCUCUCCUUAUCACUUUCCAUGUCCCCUCCUCCCACAAUCCCUCUUCUUAUCACUUUCCAUGUCGUCUUCCCCCAGAAUCCCUCUCCUUAUCACUUUCCAUGUCGCCUCCUCCCACAAUUCCUCUCCUUAUCACUUUCCAUGUCACCUUCUCCCAGAAUCCCUCUCCUUAUCACUUUCCAUGUCACCUUCUCCCAGAAUCCCUCUCCUUAUCACUUUCCAUGUCCCCUCCCACACUUUCUUUCCUUAUCACUUUCCAUGUCGUCUUCCCCCAGAAUCCCUCUCCUUAUCACUUUCCAUGUCCCCUCCUCCCACAAUCCCUCUCCUUAUCACUUUCCAUGUCUCCUUCUCCCAGAAUCCCUUUCCUUAUCACUUUCCAUGUCCCGUCCUCCCAGAAUCCCUCUCCUUAUCACUUUCCAUGUCCCCUCCUCCCAGAAUCCCUCUCCUUAUCACUUUCCAUGUCCCCUCCUCCCAGAAUCCCUCUCCUUAUCACUUUCCAUGUCCCCGCCUCCCAGAAUCCCUCUCCUUAUCACUUUCCAUGUCCCCUCCCAGAAUCCUUCUCCUUAUCACUUUCCAUGUCCCCUCCCAGAAUCCCUCUCCUUAUCACUUUCCAUGUCCCCUCCCACAAUCCCUCUCCUUAUCACUUUCCAUAUCACCUUCUCCCAGAAUCCCUCUCAUCAUCACUUUCCCCCUCCUACCCCCUUCUUAUCACUUUCAUGGUUUUGUCCUUAUGCUCUGUUUUUCUCUUGGCAGCUGUCCCUUCUCUUACUCCAAGUCUCAUCUACGGUCCCUUUCAUUCCGUACUUGUGAUUGGCUGCAGGAUUUUCCUCCUAGGAUGAUGGCACGUGUGGUCCACGAAGCCAUGCUUGAGGAUUGGCACCAGCUGAGGUUCAAGGAGUCAAUCACUGGUGGCUCUCUGUCCUGGAUUCCAUACUCUGAUGGUUGGAAGGGCUGUCUCAUUUACCCCCGAGGAUCAGCUAUGAACCAGCUCCGUAUCCUAACAACUGAUAUGUUAUGUCUCCAAGGUGGUGACCUUAAGGGGUGUAGAGGUGGGCAGUGAUUGGCUGGAAUAUCCUGAAGAGGUGGGCAGUGAUUGGCUGGAAUAUCCUGGAGAGGUGGGCAGUGAUUGGCUGGAAUAUCCUGGAGAGGUGGGCAGUGAUUGGCUGGAAUAUCCUGGAGAGGUGGGCAGUGAUUGGCUGGAAUAUCCUGUAGAGGUGGGCAUUGAUUGGCUGGAAUAUCCUGUAAAGGUGGGCAGUGAUUGGCUGGAAUAUCCUGGAGAGGUGGGCAGUGAUUGGCUGGAAUACUCUAUAGCGUUGGGAGCCUAGACUUAGAUUGAUAUGGGAAUUAUUCAGUAAAUUGAGGACACGUGGUAUAUUUCUGAUGAAUACGCUCCCUCUUCCAGUUUCUUAACCCCUCAGACUAUGUAUUGUACAUUUCAGUUCAUUAAACUAACAUUCAUCCUUUUUCUGGCUCAGGAAUAAAUUAUAAAGUGUGUUUAAUGGGCCCCAGCUUGCUAGCAGAUGGCAGCACAGACUCACUGUGUAUUCCAAUAACAAGUCCCUAUUCUGCUUCCACAAAAGAUAGCUUUAGGAAUACACCAAUAAUAGUGUACCUUUAAUCACAAUACGAUGCAAUCACAUGGUAAGGAACACGGCGAGAUCCCUUCACCGUGGGCAGCUCUGUGGGGAGAUCCCUUCACUGCGGGCAGCUCUGUGGGGAGAUCCCUUCACUGCGGGCAGCUCUGUGGUAAGAUUCCUUCACUGCGGGCAGCUCUGUGGUAAGAUUCCUUCACUGCGGGCAGCUCUGUGGGGAGAUCCCUUCACUGCAGGCAGCUCUGUGGGGAGAUUCCUUCACUGCGGGCAGCUCUGUGGGGAGAUCCCUCCACUGCGGGCAGCUCUGUGGGGAGAUCCCUCCACUGCGGGCAGCUCUGUGGGGGAGAUCCCUUCACUGCGGGCAGCUCUGUGGGGGAGAUCCCUUCAAUGCGGGCAACUCUGUGGGGGAGAUCCCUUCACUGCGGGCAGCUCUGUGGGGGAGAUCCCUUCACUGCGGGCAACUCUGUGGAGGAGAUCCCUUCACUCCAUUCAGCUCUGUGGGGGAGAUCCCUUCACUCCAUUCAGCUCUGUGGGGGAGAUCCCUUCACUGCAUUCAGCUCUGUGGGGGAGAUCCCUUCACUGCAUUCAGCUCUGUGGGGGAGAUCCCUUCACUGCAUUCAGCUCUGUGGGGGAGAUCCCUUCACUGCAUUCAGCUCUGUGGGGGAGAUCCCUUCACUGCGGGCAGCUCUGUGGGGAGAUCCCUUCACUGCAGGCAGCUUUUUGGGGAAGAUCCCUUCACUGCGGGCUGCAUUCUGGGGAGAUCGCCUGUAGGUUGUAGGAUGCUCUGUAGAUCACCUGUGUGUAGGUCCUCCUGUAGGUAAAUCUCUUUGGUGCAGGUUGCUCUGUAGAUCUCUUGCUGGUAAAUCUCUUUGCUGCAGGUUGCUAGGUAGAUCCCGCUGUAGAUAGAUCCUUCCCCCUCCCCCUCCAUAGGUAGAUACCCCCACAGGUAGACCCCUUGUAGGUGGAUACCCUUGCUGCAGGUUGCUAGGUAGAUUCCCCUGCCCCUCUCCCCCCAUCCCACCCCCUCCUCCCCCCCCAUAGGUAGAUCCCCUGUAGGUAGAUAUCCCUGUAUCUGUAUUGCAGGCUCCUUAGCACAAUCAGAUUUCCAGCCGGUGAUUCUGGAUCGGUCUGUUGUGCAACAGGUUAAGAUUUACAAAGAUCCAGUUGUGUAUGAUCUUGCAGCCCAGGUCCUACAAGUGAGCACUGGGAGACCCAGCUUCUCAGAGGAAGGUAGGUGUGGAGGGAAGUGGUCGUGUUGAUAAAGUGAUAAGGAAUGCGGGAGUCUAGUGUGGUGUUGAGGGGGGGGAUCUCUGAAGUCUGGUAUCUGACCCAUUGUCAUAUCCCAGCCUGCAGACUGUAGAGAUGGGCACAGAUCUUGCAUAAACUAGUAUUAUUACUCACUCAGGACUAUUUACUGUAGUGGAACUACCGCUAAACUGUGAAUUGCCCCGGUUAUCCUGCGAUGCGUGUUACUGUCCUGACAUCCCUUUCGUGUGUUUUCCCUAUCUUGAUCCUGUGUUUCAUUCUUUGUGUUUGUGUAACUGCCGAACAGGGACCACCACGAAACCUAAUUUAGAAUGUUGAUAUAGAACGUUCACACCUAGUAUUGAGGUGUCAGGACCGCAAGGGAAGCCACGGCGCGUGCAUCCCCUGGGUGGCAGUUCGUUCAUUAGACGAACGCCGCCCAGGGGGAGCAUUCGCGGAUUGCUUCCCACCCUGUUCAGUUCCCGAACAAGGACCUCCCCAGCGCCCAUUGGAAUGUUCACAUCAAUCAAUUAGAACGUUGGCAACAUAGUGUGAAACCGCAAGGGAAACAAUCAUAUAGACGAACGCUGGCCAAGGGGAGCAUUAGUUUCCCGAAAGGAGAUGUUUCCCUUGCCUGGUUUCACACAGGGACCCAGCGAACGGAGGCUGUUCGUGGCAGUUAUCGGUCUGGGGGUCCCUGAGGUUGGUGUUUAUUUGGGGAGAGGGGGGUUACCUAGCAGUGUGUGUAUUGGGGAGGGAAGGGAUCCCUAGCAGUGUUUAUUUGGGGAGAGGGGGGUUGCCUAGCAGUGUGUGUAUAUGUUUGUGAUUUAGUGUUGAUGACUUCUCUCAUGCUCGUUCACAGUCUUUGUUGGCGUCCGGUCCUCGUACCAUUUGGCUUCCUGGAGCUUCUGUCCCCAAAGCUCACCCCGACCACUUCAAGUAAUUAAUACCCAGAAUCCCAGUACCUGUAUCAAUGUCAGGUAAUGACAACAACCCUCUGACACCUUCUAUCCAACAGCCAUGCUGCCUUCCCUCCCCUACAUCAACUUUCUGUGGAUUCCCACCUCCUUUCUUGAGCUGCCUUCCAGUAAAAACCCCUUUCCCUGCUCUAGUUUUCAAUGUGCAAUGUAUACUUGCAGACUUGCAUCUUGAUAGAGAUAGCCCCUCACAUGGUCAUACAAAUGGAAUUGCCUUUGCCUUUUUCAGCCCGCACCUGCCGGGAGAGCUGUGUGUCUGCACGGAGAGCGGGGCCCUUUAUUUGUGGAGCGUGGAGACUGGGUAAGACCCUACCCCAAGCCCUCCUAUAUAAAAAUGGCUCCUAGGAGAGCAGAAAUAACAUUUUCUGUCUGCAGUCUGCAGAAGGUUCGACAGGACAAGGAUAACCUCUUUUUCCGUGAUGACUCGAAGUGGAGAUGGAGUGAUUUCACCAACCACCCAAGGGUGCUCACCUAUGCAGACCGGACAGGGGUGCAAGCCACAGACAUCAGGGUAAAUAUCCUACUUAUUGACACAUGGCUGCCACCAUGUAGAAUUAACCCUGUACUGGCUGCGGGGAGGAUGGGGACAUAUUGUGCAGCACCACACAGCUCUCAUAGUAAUAGAGGAAAAAGCCUUGUAAUAUGCUGCUUGAUCUACCUACCUCAAGCAAUCAACACUGUUAAUCUUCCAUACCACCUGGGCGUCUGGCAAGGGGUAUGUGACCACCUGGGCGUCUGGCAGGGGGUAUGUGACCACCUGGGCGUCUGGCAGGGGGUAUGUGACAAUACGGGCGUGUGGCAGAGGGUGUGUUCCUGUCUGACAGGGGGCGUGUGAGUAAUAGAGGAAAAAGCCUUGUAAUAUGCUGCUUGAUCUAGCUACCUCAAGCAAUCAACACUGUUAAUCUUCCAUACCCAUCCAGCCUUUUAUAAUAAGUACUUGUCCUGGGUCAUAUAUUUAUACAUCUACACAUUGGCUGGGCGUCUGGCUGGGAGUGAGUGACCUUCUGGGCGUCUGGCAAGGGGUAUGUGACCACCUGGGCGUCUGGCAGGGGGUAUGUGACCACCUGGGCGUCUGGCAGAGGGUGUGUUCCUGUCUGGCAAGCGGUGUGUGACCAUCCGGGUUCCUGGCGUAUAUCUUACAGGAGCAGAUGUAAUCAGAUUAACGGAGCCCACAGUCCCCCUCAUUCUACCUGCUCCUGUAAUAGUAUGAUAAAUCCUAUCGUACAUUCCCCACACUGGGCCAUCACCCAGCAAUGUUACACAUGUAAUCAGAUUAACAGAGCCCACAGUCCCCCUCGUUCUAUGUGUAACAUUGCUGAAUAAUGGCCCAGUGUGGGGAAUGUACGAUAGGAUUUAUCAUACUAUUACAGGAGCAGAUAGAAUGAGGGGGACUGUGGGUUCCGUUAAUCUGAUUACAUGUGUAACAUUGCUGAAUGAUGGCCCAGUAUGGGGAAUGUACGGUAGAAUUCAUCAUACUAUUACAGGAGCAGAUAGAAUGAGGGGGACUGUGGGCUCCGUUAAGUUGAUUACAUGUGUAACAUUGCUGGGUGAUGGCCCAGUGUGGGGAAUGUACGGUAGGAUUCAUCAUACUAUUACAGGAGCAGAUAGAAUGAGGGGGACUGUGGGCUCCGUUAAGUUGAUUACAUGUGUAACAUUGCUGGGUGAUGGCCCAGUGUGGGGAAUGUACGGUAGGAUUCAUCAUACUAUUACAGGAGCAGAUAGAAUGAGGGGGACUGUGGGCUCCGUUAAGUUGAUUACAUGUGUAACAUUGCUGGGUGAUGGCCCAGUGUGGGGAAUGUACGGUAGGAUUCAUCAUACUAUUACAGGAGCAGAUAGAAUGAGGGGGACUGUGGGCUCCGUUAAGUUGAUUACAUGUGUAACAUUGCUGGGUGAUGGCCCAGUGUGGGGAAUGUACGGUAGGAUUCAUCAUACUAUUACAGGAGCAGAUAGAAUGAGGGGGACUGUGGGCUCCGUUAAGUUGAUUACAUGCUGAAUGAUGGCCCAGUGUGGGGAAUGUACGGUAGGAUUUAUCAUUCUAUUAAUGCAUGCUGUCUACGUACAUACUGUGCUCGCUUUCUUUCCGAUUAUCUCCACUUCCAUUGUCCUGCGUUAAGAGAGUCUGGUUCUCCCCAGGUUGGUGGCUCUCAAGGCCUGGAUUUGUUUCAUAUUGGAAAAGAAGCUUCCUGUCGGAGAGGAGAGAGAGUUAAUUUAUCCCGUUGUUUGAGGGAGACAAACCCUGCGCACUGUCUCAUUACAACACAGGUAGGCACAGUGGUACGAGUGCGGAAUAAGGAGAUUGAUCAAUAUAUUGAAGAUCCCCUGACCCAUUCAGCAGUUGUGUGAGUUUUUUCCUGUUGCUGCCUUUGUGCCAUGUCAUGUGUGUACGCCAUUUCUUGGGUGAUGCAACACGUCAUGCAUACAUUCAUCUUAUCAUUCCAUGUCUCUGUAUUCUGAGCCGAUGUCUAGACCCACUCAGGUUUUCUAUUAAAUCUGUCUGUCUCCACUUCCCAGUUUUCUGUCUAUAUCAUGGACGAGCGCUUUCCUCUGGUUCCAGUCCUGAAAUGGGCGCAUAUGUUGGACUCUCCGCCCAUAUUCGCCAGCAUAAUCAGCAGUGAAACUGGUCGAUCCAAUAAAGUCCUUGUCAGUUCUUCAUGCGAACAGCAAAGCAUCCUUCUACAGUAUACAGGUACACUAUACAGAGAGUUACAGCAUACAGGUACACUAUACAGAGAGUUACAGCAUACAGGUACACUAUACAGAGAGUUACAGCAUACAGGUACACUAUACAGAGAGUUGCAAUAUACAGGUACACUAUACAGAGAGUUACAGCAUACAGGUACACUAUACAGAGAGUUACAGCAUACAGGUACACUAUACAGAGAGUUGCAAUAUACAGGUACACUAUACAGAGUUACUACAGGUACUUUUUAAUCUAAUAAAUAACAUUUGUUUUUACCUCAAAGUGCUUUACACAUAUGGUAAUCUAGUGAGACUUGUGUAACGGAUCACCUGGCACCCCGACUGGGUACCUCCGUUGAUGGAUGCUCCUAGCGCUUCCUGAGGGCUCCAAGCACUCCAGCCGACACCAUAACCACCAUAGACUCCUCCAGAGAGCAAGGCAGGAACAAGCUCUUACAAGAGCUUAGCAGUGAAUAUAGCAGGAGAGUAUGCAGAGCAUAGCAAUCCCUUUUAGCAGAUACCCCCAAUAAGAGGCGGCACUCCAAAUUGAGGGUGAAGUAGAACUGUCUAAAACUUUAUUUUACUUGGGACUAGCCCAUAUGAUCAUUACAUUAACAUUGCUGUGAAAACUCAAUUAAAUUACAAACAGUCAAUUCAUCGCAGGCAACAUACAGUGACUUAUUAUAACAUAAUUACAUAUUUCUAAAUGGGUGGGGAAGACUAUAAUUAACACAAAAUGUCUCUCCUGCAUGCAGAAUUAGCGAUAUGCAAAUCUACCCAAAUAUGCAAAUUACCAGUCUUGCUAUUCAGUAGUGCAUAUUACUGUUGCUACCAACAGAGGGCACUACACAAGCUCCAUAGCCAAAUCCACCUAGUUGGUAGCAAUUCUCAGCAGUACAGGAGAGCAGGCAAUACGUCCCAAGGGCCAUAGUCACAUGGCAGGAGGCUGGCAAUCAGUCUUCUCCAAUGCCCAGUGGUGAGGCUGGUUCUGCCACAACUUGAUCAUUUUUAGGGUUCUUAUCUCUUCUGUUCCAAACAGUGUACAGGUCUAUUGAGAUGUACACACACUAUGCAGGGACGGGUAUAUCCUCCCAAAUGCCACACCACGCGGGGACGGGUGUAUCCUCCCCAAUACACACACUAUGCAGAGAUGAGUAUAUCCUCUCCAAUACACACACUAUGCAGGGACGGGUAUAUCCUCCCCAAUACACACACCAUGCAGGGAUGAGUAUAUCCUCUCCAAUACACACACUAUGCAGGGACGGGUGUAUCCUCCCCAAUACACACACUAUGCAGAGAUGAGUAUAUCCUCUCCAAUACACACACUAUGCAGGGACGGGUAUAUCCUCCCCAAUACACACACUAUGUAGGGACGGGUAUAUCCUCCCCAAUACACACACUAUGUAGGGACGGGUAUAUCCUCCCCAAUACACACACUAUGUAGGGACGGGUAUAUCCUCCCCAAUACACACACUAUGUAGGGACGGGUAUAUCCUCCCCAAUACACACACUAUGCAGGGAUGGGUAUAUCCUCCCCAAUACACACACUAUGUAGGGACGGGUAUAUCCUCCCCAAUGCACACACUAGGGGACGGGUAUAUCCUCCCCAAUACACACACUAUGUAGGGACGGGUAUAUCCUCCCCAAUACGCACACUAUGUAGGGACGGGUAUAUCCUCCCCAAUACGCACACUAUGAAGGGACGGGUAUAUCCUCCCCAAUACAUACACUAUGUAGGGAUGAGUAUAUCUUCCCCAAUACACACACUAUGUAGGGAUGAGUAUAUUCUCCCCAAUACACACACUAUGUAGGGAUGAGUAUAUCCUCCCCAAUACGCACACUAUGUAGGGACGAGUAGAAGGACGGGUAUAACCUCCCCAAUACACACACUAUGCAGGGACCGGUAGAACCUCUGCAAUACACACACUAUGCAGGGACGAGUAGAACCUCCCCAGUACACACACUAUGUAGGGACGUGUAGAACCUCCCCAAUACACACACUAUGCAGGGAUGGGUAUAUCCUCUCUGGGACGAAAGUAACUUCGCCACUGGUUUUUGGAGGGGCCUGUUUGCCAGCCUCCUACCCUGUGACUAUGGCCCCUGCAAUAGACCUGGCCAAAAUACUUUAAACAGGCUUUUUUUUGUGCAGUUGAGACUAUAUGGUUAGUUUACCGAACAGCCGCACGAACCGGAGACCACCCUGGAGCUUGUUAAGCUUAAUUGAUACAUUGUUGCAAUUUCCACUGCAGUGGUCCAAGUGUUCGUCUGGAUGGCCGCAAUUCCUAAAGAUGACCACGAGGUGGCGUCCAUCUUGUUCGAAUGGACCAAAACCGCAAAUAGACUUCGGGGGGACUUAUCCGCAAAUGCCCUGGAACGAUUUUCGGCAUGAAAACCUUGCGGUUCCCAGUCGGUCCUCCAAUGGCACUUAAGGGACCAUGCCUGCAGUCGGUCAAAUAAAUGACUUCCAGGAAAUUCCUGAACCCUUGAACCGAUCUGGGUGAUUUUUGGAUAUGUUGGUCACCCAGAUCAGGACUAUUAGGGGGGUGUAACAUUUGUGAGGUUUUAUGUAUUUUUUAGUAUAUCCUCCCCAAUACACACACUAUCUACGGAUGGGUAUAUCCUCCCUAAUACACACACUGUGCAGGGACGGGUAUGUGGCAGCCUCCUCGUUGAGAAGAAGAGUUUUGCUGCUAUUGGAAGGGUUGCUGUAGGGCAGAGCAGGAACAGCUCUUAAAAGAGCUAGUGAUUAAGCACUCCAAACAGAGAGAGAGAGACUGUUGUAGCGUUCUCCCACAAACAUGCUGUGAGAUAACUGAGUUUAAUGGAGCCACACACGGCCUUUUAUGUCAAUCGCCAUGCAAAGGGCACUUCCCUCUGGACCUGAGAGUAGACUACAGUACAGACAAUCAUACAAUGACAUUGGCUCUCAGGUCCAGGACACUCCCAUACACAAACAAUCUAAUCCAUCCUCUGUGUUUGGGAGAUAAUUAGAUUAUGUGAAUAUAGCACCUCAUUCAAUUCUCUCCAAGCACAGAAAAAAUGUACUUUUACACAGUACCCCAAAACUCAUGGAAACCCCACUAAAGUUAUAUCACCUAAUAGCCGCGAUCUGGGGGACCAACAUAUCCAAAGAUCACACAGAUUGGUUCAGGGGUUCGGGAUUUCCAUGAAAGUCACAUUUUGACCGACAGCACACGAGGCUCCUGCCAAAAAGACUGCAUUGUUUGCCUUGUUAAGACCCCUGGAUUCUCACAAGCCGUGGGGUUGGACAUGCUGGCCCUCCACAAUAUGCCGUGCCAGCCACGAGAGUUGUAAGCUUGUCAGGAUUAUUUGCUAGAGUGACAAUUGUCAGCAAUUCAAAGUGAAUUUAAAAUCUCAGACCAAAUUACAUCUUAACUUGAAAUCCACCUUUAAUUCACUACAAAUCUUACUUUAGUGAAUAGCCUUGUGUAUGCUUUGUUUUAAUACGUAUUUAUUCAGAAUGUCCGUCUUACAGCCACUACAUGAGCAUCGAAAGUAAAACGUUCGAUAAGAUAUUGUAACUAGUGCAUGACGAGAAAUAGUUGACGUUCUGUUUUCUAAUAACGACAUUAACUAACUGUAGGCGGAUUAAAGUUAAAUCUGUUAAACAAAAAAUGUUGUUGUGAAGAGUUAUGGACUUGGGGUCAUAUAACAGCUACGAUGAAAAUUAAACCUAAAAGCUUAACUUUCCACGAGCAUCCUUCACUCAGGUAAGCUAUUGGUGAUGGAGAGUACACUGUCGGGUAGACCAGCCACAACCGCAGAGGAGAAUAGAGCUGCUUAUUUUACACUAAUAUGUAAGUAGGAAAAUAAUAAUUCCAUGUUUGAACAGUUAUAGCCAUUCAUUCUUUAUUUUUUAAAUGUGUAGCCAAUCCAUUUUAAAGAAGAAAUUAAGUUUGGUAGUAAAUAGGUUUGGGCGUUUAUUCCUCUAUAUGAUAUUAAUGAGCUUCGUAUACUACUCUACCUCCAGGGGGUGCUACUUCUACUUGCCAGCUUCUCCAACCAGCCCUUGUUCUCCCACAGUUGGCUGGGAGUCUGAUGCAUCUUCCUCCAUUGCUCCCUCUGCAGCAGGACUUGGUGACCCAGAGACUAGCAUCUUCUAUAGCCGGUAAAUGCAAGCAUUUCUUUUGAAGUUCUCUGUUUAUUGGACUUGGCAAGCCUUGGUUGGCAUGUUUAAAUGAUCUUAUUAAGAUGUUUAAAUGAUCUGAUUAUAGACUUCUAGUAGGAACUAUGCAUGCUCUAGUUAUAACUUCCUUUAGAUUUACUAUUUUUGCUCCUUUUUAUCUUCCAUGCAGGAUUGGCUGCUGUUGGCACGAAGGGUGACCAGGAGUCCGUGACUGUUUUUCACCUCACAGAGGCUGGAGACCUCUUUGUUCAGAGGCUUUUGUAUGUUGGCCAAGGACCUGAGACAUGGCAAGGUCCUGGUCAUGAGCAAACAUCGGAGGAUUACUCAAACAAUGUACCACGGACACCUGAGGCAGACUGCACCAGUACUCAAUAUACACCGCAUAGCGUGAGUUCCGUUCAGCAACCACCUACGGCACAGAAUGCAGUGGUUAGUGUUCAAGAAGAAGAAAUUGAUUUCACCUCUGUAGAAACUUGUGCAGUAAUUACUGGCUCUGAGGAAGAGGCAUUAAGUCUUCCACCUGAAACUCAACCACCAGGAUCAAUUCAUACUCCGCUCACAUAUUAUGAAGUUGGCAUCAAUCACCACCAUGAAAAUGCUGAAUUUGAUCUUGAAUCAGAGGAGACAAGAACUGUGGAAGAACCCAUCAAUAUUGAUUGUAUUCCUAAGACAGCACCUAUACCUACCUUCCAGACCAAACCUUGCCUCAGCUCUGAGUCUUGCUUGCGAUACAAACACUGGUUCAGCAAUCUUCUUCAGGAUUACAGUAGUGGGAAAGCUGAACGACAACAGCGCCCAAAGUUUUAUAUAAACCAGCUCAUCCGUACUCUAGCUGUAAUAGACCCAGCACAGGAUUUGGAUAAUCUGCGUGGAAAACUGCGUGAAAGUAUGAGGCAAAGAACACUGGUGCAAAUUAAGACUCAAAAAGAGCACAGCCCUUUAGAAUCUGUUUGUCCACAACGCUGGAAGGAUUCCCUGAGCCAGAGGCUAACUGCGGCUUGGGAGGGGAAGUUGGAACUCUGGUGGAAUGACUACCUGGGCCUAAACCAAAACAGUAAAAUACAGUCUCUCAGAGAGCGUCGACGCAUGCAGAAGUUACGGAGAGCUCAUAGUAGAAGCACUCUCUCUAGUAGCUUCACCUCAAGCCUAAGUUUUGAGUCAGAACACUCUGACAUGGACACCAACUCUCCGUGGUCAAACAGUCUUGGUCUCUCAGAACAUGAAUCUUCUUCCGGUGUGGCCACAGGAGCCCAGACGAUCUCUGCUUCUCCCAGAUUAUCAGCAACUGUGUCUAGGGGAAUGUCCGAACUCUCCAAAACUUUAAAUAUUGACGCAACAAGUAAACAAAAGCUCAGAUCCCAAAACGUACAACAGAAUCCAAGUACCCACAAGAAGCCCGCCAACUCUUCCACUCUGUUAUCAUCUCAGUCUCUACGUUCAAAAGGAAUACCCAAGGAAAGGACUCGAACGAUGCUGGACUUUCUGUCCUUCCUAGGGGAACCCUCUGAACCUGUAGACUUUCCCUCUUCUUCCAGCUCCUUGUUACCUGUCCAAAUCUCACAGACUCCAUCCUCAUCUCAGGGCUCCCAACCUCCUAAUAAAAGGUCCCGGAUGGGCUUCUGAUCUGGACCUUGUAGAACAGUCAGAGUUUCCUAUUGCUGCAUAAAUUACUUUAUUUGCACUACUAGCUGUUUGUGAGAAAUUAAACAUUUUUUUUUAAUAUUUAUACGUUGGCUAUUUCUGUUAAAUAAAAUAGAUAUUUGCAAAAAACAGGGUGUAGCAGAGCUCCAAUACCAAGCAUAAGUAUCUCCGCUAUUCCUUACUCGAAGCUGAAAGAAGCAAUGUAGUAAUCCAAGACCCUUUUUCCCCCCCAGCAACUAGACGUCACAUAGUUCUGGUAAUCAACUCCGUUUAUUUUGGCCUUCAUGCACCGAGCGCCAGCAUGGUGUCUCCACAUCAACAUUUCAAGGGAGCCUCUGUUUCUGAGAGACAAUUAAAUGAGAAAACUAUAACUCAACCAUCUCUCAGAUCCAGGAAAACACACACAAUAUUACAACCUCUCAUAAAAACACAUCGCAAUAACAUAGGAACCCCAAGAAAGUCAUGUCGCCGAAUAGCUUGAGUCUGAGCAACCACUUUGUCGAAAUACUGCUCAGAUCCCUUAGGUGGUUCGGGAACGCCAUUCGACUUUUGAAUGGUCGGCCACUAGGUAAUGCCCCAAAACUGAAACAGAAAAAACAAGGCAAUUACUAGUCAUCUUUCUUUUAGGGAGCGAGUGCUCCCCCUGGUUGGUAGUUCUUGUCUCCCGAACGCUGUUCUCAUAGUUGUUCGGGAAAUUGGAUGGACACCAGUACAAGUUCACCGGGAGAUAAAGUGGCUGCCAACUCCUGGAGCACGUACGAACGGCGGCCACACAGGGGAAUCACCUGCGCCAACAAUCAACCCUUGGCCAACAGUCGGGUGGUCGGCGAUCAGAAGGUGCAAACAAGGGCACCACAUAGAGUCGAACAGGGGUGCACGAACAGCCGAACGAAAGGGGGGAAAAAAGUGUAGCCAGGGCAUCCAUUCCGCUACACAGGGAUUGAUCAAACCCAUAGCUUGAGAAAUUCAUUCAAUUCCUCUGUUUAGAUCUAAAAUUUUAUUCUGUCAUCAGUUCCUGAAUUACCCUGUAAAAGCACAUUACCACAUUUCUAUUAUCUCUCCGUAAAUUUGGCCUAAAUCAUCCAGAUUCCUGGUUUAGUGUACAUCCAUAAAUGAAUGACUUAUCAGGGAGUUACAAAUGUAAGGCCAGAAUUUCAGAAAGAGAAAUCGAGUCUAGUAUCCCCUGGUUAUUUACUGGUUUAGUUUAUCCAUCCUGUCAUUGGUUAAACCACAAGAUAUCAGCUGGAAGAGUACUGUAACGGAGCUUCCUGUACCUCGGUUGGGUUCCUCUGCCGACGGAUGCUCCUAGUGCUCACCAAGGACUCUAAAAACUCCACCAGACACCAUCAGCACCGCAGUCCCCACGUCCAGCGUUACAGCUUGGCUGGGAACUCGCCGUCUCCUACCCACACUGGACCUACAACCAGGUUCCAGUGGGUGAACAUCUCUUCCUCCUGAGAGUCAAGCAGGAACAGCUCUUAAAAGAGCUAAGUAAUUACAAUCCCAGGGGAGUAUAGUGAUAUAGCAAACCUUUUCACCUACACAUGAGACAGAGACUCUAUGUUGAGGGUAAAUUAGGAAUUUAAGGUUUAUUGUGGCCUUUUUUAGAGUUUUCCCCACAAGGUUACCACCCAGAUGGACCUUGUGGGACACAGGGACCCAGGAACAACAAGCCUAUUGUAACGGCUACCCAGGUAGUGAGAGGGUAUCAGCCGUUGGAGACGUCCUUUUCUUCCCGGCAAGUCGCUGUAUAGUAAUGGAGUUACUUGGAUCCCAUCCACUGGAUCCAAGGCAGGAGUCAGGUAGAGCUCUGAAAAGAGCUAAGUGAUUAUGCUGCAGAAUCCCCUUUCAAGAACGAGACAAGGCUACGUUUUGAAGGGUCAAGAAGAACCGGCUUUUAAUGACAGGCACCCUCUUUUUAUGUGAUUCUGUCCAUGCAAGGGAGACACCCACAUAAUUAACCAAACCACCAAUAAAACGUAAGUUACAUCCCACACAUCUCCUCCCCUCAGAUACGCUAAUAACACAAUUAACAAGGACACAUUUUUCCCCAAAGUUCGGAUGUACCCCAAAUACUUGGUGUAGUCCUAUUCUGGGGGACCAACAUAGUAAAAAUUCAGCCCAUUCGGUUCAGCAGUUCGGGAGUUAUGGAGCUUGAAAGUUUUGACCGACCGCACGGGCAAAGUAGCCAAAAACAGUUCUGGCCUUGCAGCCGGUCUUGGUUCGUGCGUAAAAGGUCCCGAACGGCUUGCCAUCUGUGUGUAAUCCAACGUUCGCCGGAAUCCCCAUAGGCUAUUAAGUCUUUCUACUGAACGCCUGUCGUUCGGUAGUUGUAGCACGAUUUCCCGGUGCUAUGGAGGUCUCAGCGGUGUUCGCCUACUCGAGUGUCCGAUUUUAGUUCCAGACACUCGAUGGUAAAACACUGCUGUUCAGGAGUUAAGAUGGCCGCGAACACGUGUAAGUCCCAAAAAGGCGGCCACCCAGGCACUUCGCAAAGCGUUCGUGGGUUUUUCUAUGCGAAGGCACUUGUUCCCAAUAAGUCACUAUCGCCGGUCUGACGCUGUAUCCCAAUAACAGUCACUAUCGCCGAUCUGACGCUGUAUCCCAAUAACAGUCAAUAACGCCGGUCUUACUCUAUAUCCCAAUAACAGUCACUAUUGCCGGUCUGACUGUAUCCCAGGAACAGUCACUAUCGCCGGUCUGUCACUGUAUCCCAAUAACAGUCACUAUCGCCGGUCUGAUGCUGUAUCCCAAUAAUUCACUAUCGCCAGUCUGACUCUGUAUCCCAAUAAGUCACUAUUGCCGGUCUGACUCUGUAUCCCAGUAAUAGUUACUGUGACAGAUCUCUCUGUCUUUGGAUUACUUUGAUUUAACCUUGGUUCAUCUGUUUGUUUGGUUAUUGCCCUGUCCGUACAGUCCCUAUGUUUAAUUCCAUUUUUCCUGAAAGAACUACUGUAACGGAGCUCCUUGUACUCUGACUGAGUACACUCCGUUGAUGGAUGCUCCUAGCGCUUCCUGAGGACUCCAAGCACUGCAGCAGACACCACAACCACCGCGGACUCCGCAACCGCUGUAUCUUGCCUGGAGUCUCGCCAUCGUCCUUCCACCCUGGAUCAGCUUCUGUCCUCCAGGACUGUGUGGGAAAGAACUCUUCCUUCCACCCUGUAUGAACCUCCAGCAUCCAGGACUGUGUGGUGAAGACCCCUCCUCCAAGGAGAGCGUGUCAGGAACAAGCUCUUAAAAGAGCUAAGUAAUUCAAGCUGAGGGGAACAUGCAGAACAUAGCAAUCCCCAGUGUGAUUAUAACAGCUCCCUCCAAUAACGAGACAAGGCUACGUUUAGAGGGAUCAAGAAGAACUGUCUAAACCUUUAUUUCCCUUGGGACCAGCCCAUAGUGUCACCACAAUAACAUUGUUGUGAAACCUCAAUAAAAUCAAAAACAGUCAAACCAUAGCAGACAACACAAUGGCACAUUUUUAAAGGGGUGGGGGAGACAAUAUUUAACAGUAAAUAUCUCACCUGCCUGCAGAAUUAGCAAUAUGCAAAUCUACCCGAAUAUGCAAAUGAACCAGUCUUGCAAUUCAGGUAGUGCAUAUUGCUGUUGCUACCAACAGAGGGCACUAGACAAGCUCCAUAGCCAAACCCACCUAGUUGGUAGCAAACCUCAGCAAUACAAGAGAGCAGGCAAUACAUUACACAGUACACACACACACUAUAAACAAUUACAUUACACACACCCUGCACCUAUAAUGGGUACAGGGUGACUAAAACAUAAGAGAAAUAAAGCAGCCUACAUAAAUAGUCUGUUUGAAGGUAGACUAGGGGAUUUAAAGCCAAAUACAUGAAAGAGUCAUAGUCACAGGGGAGGAGGCUGGCAAGCAGGCCUCUCCAGGACCAAGUGGCGAAGGGCACUUCAUCACAACUACCGAAUGGCGGGCCACCCAGCAGGGAAGUGUGCUGCUUGUUAACCUCUUGGGCUCAUUAGAAUGUGUGGUUAACCGCAGAGUGGUCGUCGUUCGUAUGAACGAACACGUGGCGGCGGCCAUCUUGGACAUGCGAGCGCCCAGCGGUGUUAGUCGACGAAUCUAUGGAACUAAAAACGGACGUUAUUUUCAUACGAACACUGCUGAAGCCGCCAACUUUCCUUCAUCUUGUUCAUCCUUUCAUACGAACGCCGUGCCGUUCGGUACAUUACUAUGCGAACAGAGCCACCCAAGAUAGUUAUCCCAUGGAGCCCAUUCGUAUGACUAUCUGGGGAUACGUUGAAUGUGGGGAUUCUGUUCGGUAGUUUUGGAAUUAUGUAUUUUUAUGAAUUUUUAUUAUCCUGGUGAAAUGGUGGUUAUGCUCUAUAAUUCUAGCACUUAACCCAAUUAUCUCCAGGAUAGAGAGGAGUGUCCUAUACUGUUCAGGUGGGAGUGUUUAUACCUGUACUGUUGUGAUUGGUUAUUGCAAGAAUUUGUCACAGUCUUCACCAGGUCCCUAAUGGGGCUGUCCUUGGGUGUAAGACCUGAAUAUUGAACUUUUAUUUCAUAUUGUUUGGUGCUGCUAUCACUGUUCCAGAUCCUGCAUCUUGAUUGGUUCAGCUGCUACAUAUGAAUACCACCCAGUGUGGAGACAAGCUGCUUUUAUUCUGAUACAUUGUAAGUGCAAUACAUGUAAUAAAUUGUUACUCUUUAUACAAUAUGCACUAUCUAUUUUCCUCUUUCUAUUUGGAGUGAAUUAGAAGAUUUGCUGCUAUCAUAUAAUUGGAUCCAUCGCUGGAGGUCCUUCAUACUUUCCAGUCCCUUAAUACAGAGGGAGAUAUGCCUGAUCUCAUCUUAUCUUUGUGAGUUCUCUACCACCCAUAAUUUUCAAGUGGUCUUUAACAAUAUCAC
Molecule: messenger RNA, 29702 nt
Organism: Pelobates cultripes (western spadefoot toad)
Lineage: Eukaryota; Metazoa; Chordata; Amphibia; Anura; Pelobatidae
Source: the annotation of a GenBank genome assembly